GUUCAAAUGUUUUGUUUUGUGCGCUUUAAACUGAAUUCAUUUGGAAAUUAAAAAUAUCAAUUUUGAAGCGAUACUUUACAUGCUCCUGUUAAAUACAUCUUAUUAAAUACUGAAAUAUGUCAAAGCCAUGGUUCGAAUCAAAUUUCGGUGAAUUUCGCAACAUUAAAAUCAGGAAAACAAAUUGUAAGAAAGAAGACUCAUCAACAAUUUCAAAACCUAUUGAUGUCACUGAAACAGUUGAAAUUCUAUCAUCGUCUGCAUCUUCUGAUGAUCUUUCAGAUGACAAAAGAGUUAAAAGGAAAAAACCAUUAAAUUCAAAAAGAUCAACAAAAACAAUUGAUUGGUUAAAAAAAUUCCAUCCUCAAGUUACAAGUGAUUUAAUUGUUCAUCCAAAGAAAAUUGAAGAACUAAGGCAGUGGAUUACAAUACGUUGUGCUAGUAUCAAGAACAAAAUUCUUGUACUUGAAGGUCCAACAGGUUGCGCAAAGACAACAGCUUUGAAAGUGAUUGCUAAAGAGAAUAAUUAUAAUGUAGUAGAAUGGAUAAACUCAACAGAUACUGAAUCCAGUUUAUUAAGUGAUCAUUCUCAUAAAUUUAACAACGAUUUUAUUACUUAUGAGAACCAAGUAAGUCGAUUUUCAGAUUUCCUUUUGAGAGCCUCAAGAUAUCAAUCAGUAUUGAACGAUGGAGAACAGCUGCUCAUGGUUAAAGAUCUUCCCAAUACUUUUUUUAAGAAAGUCGACGAAUUUUGGAAUAUUUUAAGAAGGUACUCGGUUGAAGGUCUUUCACCGUUAGUCUUCAUAGUCACUGAAACAAAUUCCAAAACACUUAACGUGAGUUUCAAUCUUUUUCCCGAGGCACUUCGCAUUGAAAUCGGUAUUGACACUAUCAACUUCAAUCCUGUGUCAACAACAAUGAUGAAAAAAGGAUUGAAAAGAAUUGUGGGAAUCGUUGAGUCACAAAAAGAUAUUAGCCAAUUAUUUAAGAAGCCGUCUGAUGCUAAAAUAAGCGAAUUAAUUGAACAAAGUCAAGGUGAUAUUAGAAACGCUAUGUUGAACUUCAACUUUAUUGCUUUACAAAAUGAUUUCAAUCCAACUGAAGCUGCCAUAAAAUCAACAAAAUUUAAAAAGAAACAGGAAACAACUAAAAAUAAAAGUAAAAAUUCUAAGAAUGAAGUUCUAACACUGAUGCAUGGUCUAGGAAGAGUUUUUCAUCCAAAAUUUGAACUUAAUCAGAAAUUAAAUAUAAACCAACUCACACACAAACCUGAAGAUAUUAGUGAGAAUUUCAGUUCUCAGCCUACAAAUUUCAUUCAAUUGGUCCAUUCAAACUAUUUUCAUAACUUCACAGAGAUCGAUGAUAUUUCUGAAGCUUCUGAAAUACUUUCAUUAUCUGAUUGCUUCGAUUCAGAAUAUCGUGACGAAAGGCUCAAUGAUGUUAAUUUAAACCUCAUUAUUCGUUCUAUUAUGGUUCUUAAUACCCGACCCGCUAGCGGAUUUCGCUCAAUUUCAGCUCGUGCUAAUAAAAAAUGGAAAAAGACUGAAGAGGAAAAUAAGAUGAAAUUUAAAUUAAAUAUGAGUAAACUAAACAAUGGCAACAUUAUGGCAAGAAGAGAUUUUUUUUGUGAUUACAAUAGUUUUUAUGAUGUACUAAAGAUAUAAACUUCUUAAUUUGAUAAUAAAAAUCAUUUUUCAACUACACAAAA
Molecule: messenger RNA, 1705 nt
Organism: Clunio marinus
Lineage: Eukaryota; Metazoa; Arthropoda; Insecta; Diptera; Chironomidae
Source: the annotation of a GenBank genome assembly